AUGGCUACCGCAGAACACCAAAUCACUCACCUGCGUUCCCUCCUGGACAUACUAACUACCUCAAUCAACGACCUUAUCGCUGAACUCUCCUCCUCCUCGUCUUCCAAGUCCACGGCUAGCAACGGAGACACAGCAGACCAUACAGACGUUCGCAUUCCGAAAGAUCCCAAGACGGAGGAGGCCCGCAAGCGCGUCAUCGCCGCUACAGCUUCCCUCGAUGCGGCUGUGUUCACGCCUCAGUGGCGCGUUGGACACCUGGCGCACAACUAUUUUGUGUCACGGGCGCUGCACAUGGCUGUCGAGUGGGAGAUCCCUCAGCUGCUGGCAACCAAUGGGCCCAUGUGUCUUGACGCCCUCGCCGCAAAGACGGGCAUCGUCGACACGCGCAAGCUAGGCCUCGUGAUGCGAACUCUGUGCGCACACCACAUUUUCGCCGAGACGGCCCUCGACGUCUUUGCUAAUGACGAGGCGUCAACCGCCCUUGCGACCGACGAGCGCCUCGCCAACUCGGUGCGCUACGCCUCCUUUCUCUUCCCCACAGCCGACGUGCUCCCAAGCCUCCUCAAAGAUCCGGUCCUCUGCGCUAGCUACGCAUCACGAGACUCAGCUUUCGCCAAGAGCAUCGGCAAGGGCAUGGGCCAGUUUGAGUUUUUGAACGCGCAUCCCGAGUGGCGCGACUGCUUCGAUUUUUACCUCGCCUCGCUAGGCGAGUACCUACACGGGCUGACCGACGUGGGGGGGUACCCGUGGGAAUCCACACUCCAGAAUGGUGCCGUGAUUGUCGACGUCGGAGGCGGAAUCGGCAGCUCCAUCCAGGCCUUGCGGACCAACUUCCCCGACCGCCAGAACGAUUUUGUCGGCAUCGUUCAGGACCAGCCCGGCAUGAUAGAGCACGCCACCGCCCACUGGCAAAAGACGGACCCGCAGGCGUUGGCCACGGGUGCGGUCAAGCUCACCGCGCAUGAUUUCUUCAACGAGAAUCCUGUCAAGGGUGCCGAUGUGUACUGGUUCCGGUCAGUCAUCGUGGACUGGCAGGACGACGACUUGAUCAAGAUGUUCACGCACAUCAAGAACGCCAUGACGCCCGGAAAGUCGCGCCUGCUGAUCGGCGAAUACAUCAUGCACCCGACGUGUGGCGACGCCCUGUUACCCAACGCGCCGUCCCCGUUGCUGAAGAACUAUGGCGAGUUCCAGGCCAUGGGGCUUAUCUCAGGAUUUAUCUUGACCGUCAGCCCAAAUGGUCGUCAGCGGACUGUCCAUGACGUAAGCAAUGUCGUUGAGGCGGCUGGCUUGAAGAUUGUCAAGGUGUGGAUUUGCCGAGGCCUAGGGAAUGUGAUUGAGUGUCGGUUAAAGAAUCAUGUGUAG
This is a messenger RNA of Colletotrichum spaethianum, 1365 nucleotides long. RefSeq names its product O-methyltransferase gedA. Lineage: Eukaryota; Fungi; Ascomycota; Sordariomycetes; Glomerellales; Glomerellaceae. The record is from RefSeq and is a predicted model, not a curated record. The transcript has a single exon. Gene Ontology annotation, molecular function: O-methyltransferase activity. Bases 1 to 1365 code for a protein of 454 amino acids.